GGAGCCACCUGUAGCAGGCAGCGAGUAUUCCACGAAGGGUACAGCGUCUCUAUCAGCACCGUUAUAUUCACCGGCUGGACACGGGACUUCAUAACCGACUGGUUCUCCUCAGUCGAGCCGUUUUACAACCGAAGACUUGAAAGAUGUUUUUCAGUUAUCUGCCUGUCGUGUGUCUCCUGGGCGCUGUCGUUACAGAGACAACCUCCCAGAUCAGCACCGAGUCCAGGACCACCACAGCAGCAGUCAUCGGCAUCGUUACUAAGAACAGUAACUUUACCAACAGCAACCCAACUGACUCUACAUCAGGUCCAACCGGCACUACAAAACUGUCCACCGCAAUCCCAGAGACAAGUCUUCCCACCAACACCAGUGAGACUACAAAUACAACCACCACACCUGCUCCAGAUCGCACACAGACUACAAGUACACCCACACCACACACCAGCAAUGACACAACUGCUAUUACACCGACCCCAAACACCAGCAAUGACACAACUGCUAUUACACCGACCCCACACGCCAGCAACGACACAACUGCUAUUACACCGACCCCACACGCCAGCAACGACACAACUGCUAUUACAUCGACCCCAAACACCAGCAACGACACAACUGCUAUUACACCGACCCCACACACCAGCAACGACACAACUGCUAUUACACCGACCCCACACACCAGCAACGACACAACUGCUAUUACACCGACCCCACACGCCAGCAACGACACAACUGCUAUUACACCGACCCCACACACCAGCAACGAUACAACUGCUAUUACACCGACCCCACACACCAGCAACAACACAACUGCGAUUACACCGAUCCCACACACCAGCAACGAUACAACUGCUAUUACACCGACCCCACACACCAGCAACGAUACAACCGCUAUUACACCGACCCCACACACCAGCAACGAUACAACUGCUAUUACACCGACCCCACACACCAGCAACGAUACAACUGCUAUUACACUGACCCCACACACCAGCAACGAUACAACCGCUAUUACACCGACCCCACACACCAGCAACGAUACAACUGCUAUUACUCUGACCCCACACACCAGCAACGACACAACUGCUAUUACAUCGACCCCACACACCAGCAACGAUACAACUGCGAUUACACCGACCCCACACACCAGCAAUGAUACAACUGCUAUUACACCGACCCCACACACCAGCAAUGACACAACUGCGAUUACACCGACCCCACACACCAGCAACGAUACAACUGCUAUUACACCGACCCCACACACCAGCAACGAUACAACCUCCAUUACAGCCAUGACACAAUCGAGCAACAUCACAACAACUGCACGAACCAGCAACAGCACAGCAAGUACAAAUACAGUAACCCCAGGAAUCUCUACAGCUGUACUAACUUCAACUACACUAACAAACUCUACUCACACCUCUACUGAGAAUGCCACAUACACCACCACACCCUCAUUCUCAACUAUCAUCACAAAUGCAACACUCAACCCCUCUGGAACCCCACCCUCUUCACCCACCUCCAUCUCUACCUCCAGCACUCUCCCUGCAAACACCUCCCCAGGAAGUAGCACCGCACCCCCCAGUGGAAGUAACACCACCCUUAGUCCCUCAACAACAACCUCAGGAGUGACCAACCAUACCACUUUGACUCAUUCAACUGAACCAACUAGUGGCAAAACAACAGCCUCAUCUACCACCACUCCAACCUCCACCACCCCCACCCCCACCAUAAGUACUGUUACCACCUUCACUGGCACCACCCUGCGACCAACAGACAUCACCACCAAAAACUCCACCACCACUCCAAUCUCCACCACCACCACCAUCAGUACUGGUACCACCAUCCCUGGCACCACCCUGCGACCAACAGACAUCACCACCAACAACUCCACCACCACUCCAAUCUCCACCACCACCACCAUCAGUACUGGUACCACCUUCACUGGCACCACCCUGCGACCAACAGACAUCACCACCAACAACUCCACCACCACUCCAAUCUCCACCACCACCACCAUCAGUACUGGUUCCACCAUCACUGGCAUCACCCUGCGACCAACAGACAUCACCACCAACAACUCCACCACAGCUGCCCCAUCCCUCCCUCCAGUCAUAGUGUGCCCUGCCGUCUCAUGCCCACCUGAAAGCAUAUGUCUUAAUGGUACUUGCCAGUGUCUGUCUGGUAGCUUCCUGAUGAAUGACCGCUGUGCACCCGCUCAAGUGUUCCCAGGCCAGCUUCAUAUCACCUCCUUGACAUUUAAUAAUGAAAUGAGCAACAGGUCCUCAGCAAUAUUCCAACAGACGGCGGCUAACAUCUCAGCAGCGCUCAGAGACGCCCUCAAAGAUCUGCAGGGGUAUAAACAGUCUGAUGUUGUGCAGCUUGAACCAGGAAGUGUGCAAGCAACUGUAAAUAACAUAUUUGAAAACACCAUCGUAACUCAAGAGUCUGUUGAUCAGGCUAUUAAGAACGCUAAAGCAGCAAAUGGAUUGUUGGCUAACGCGUCAUUUACAGCUACAAACCUGUGUGAGCAGACACCAUUACCCUGUGAUAUCUCCACUACAAUAUGCAGAAAUACAAGUGGCCGGGCUGUUUGUUCCUGUAAAAAAGGCUACAUCUCUCUACGUCCGUUCUCCAUCAACAGCUGCAGAGCUUGUCCAAGUGGGUCGAGGGCAGUGGGAGAUAUGUGUCAACCAUGUGCAUUUGGAUACGCUGGCUUCAACUGCAAUGAUUCCUCUCUGCUGGCAGUGGUGGUCAUCUCCUGUGUACUGGGAGGAGUUCUUCUCAUCAUUGUCCUGGCUUUGGUCAUAUACUUUUGCUGGAGGAGAUGUUCAAAGAGCAAGCCGGACUACAGUAGCAGUCCAUACUCAUCAGGUGACAUAAACCAGCCCUGGCCCACUGGCAUCACCCCUAUCCCCCGUGCCUCCUCUAACUGUUAUGAAGCUCCUCCCAUAGAGAUGGCAGAAGGGGCCAGCACUCGUGUCCUGGUAGACAAAAAUCAUCAAGCCAACGGAUUGUCGGGAUCAUACGAUCUCAACCCAGAUGCAAUGCACACCUUCAAAGGUAAAAAUCCAUCCCGUUACUCCUAUCUGGUUCAAGGCCAUGAGAACCCCUACUUCUUACCAGGAGAGGACAAGAGGAACUGAUGAAGUCCAUGCAGAAAUGAGGAGCGUGGGAUAAAAAAGAAACCAAUGAUUUAAAACUCUGUCUACAGGUUUCCUGAGCAGGAUCAGGUUAUUUAUUCAUUCUUGAACUUGCUUUUAUUAAUGAUAAAUCAUAAAAGACAUUUCUUUACUGGGAAACAGCCACAAAAGAGAUUUAUUCAAACCAGCAGCAAGAACAUUAAUAUUAUGUCUGUUCUUUGAAAAGAGCUAAAUGCUGCAGAUCAUAACCAGUAGAUGUUGCUGUUGCUUACUGUAAUUUGACUUUUUUAUGCUUUUAAGAAAUCAUCCUUUAGUAUUUUUAAAUGAAGCUUCUUAUAUUGAUAAUUGCACUAAAGUGUUUGUUAAGUUUACCACCAGUUUUCCUCUGAAAUCAAAGGUAAAUUGAAUGUGGGCUUUCAGGGGCUACUGAAUAUUUUUCUUAUGGUUUUUUUUUUUGAAAAACUAAUCUUGUACAACUCAAAAGGGGCUGGAUCCCCAGUUGGGGGUACUUUUUAAAGGGAUUCAUAUUGUAGCUUUCUAAAUGUGAGUACUCUUUGAAGCUGCACUUGCAAAAUGUGCCUGUUUUUAAUCGUCUGUUUGACAAACAGGAAACAUACAAAGCUGGUGAUAAUACCUAUCUCCUGGAUGUGCCAAUUAUCACGUGAAUACAUUUCUUUUGAAAACUCAUAUAUACAGUAUAUAUACAGUACAGGCCAAAAGUUUGGACACACCUUCUCAUUCAAUGCGUUUCUUUUAUUUUCAUGACUAUUUAACUUGUAGAUAAAAAACAUCGUCUUAUAUUCUAGUUUCUUCAAAGUAGCCACCCUUUGCUCUGAUUACUGCUUUGCACACUCUUGGCAUUCUGUUGAUGAGCUUCAAG
This is a messenger RNA of Perca fluviatilis (European perch), 4020 nucleotides long. Its product is annotated as mucin-2. The transcript has 13 exons. The record is from RefSeq and is a predicted model, not a curated record. Gene Ontology annotation, biological process: cell-cell junction assembly. Bases 144 to 3143 code for a protein of 999 amino acids. Lineage: Eukaryota; Metazoa; Chordata; Actinopteri; Perciformes; Percidae.